Molecule: messenger RNA, 1879 nt
Organism: Chinchilla lanigera (long-tailed chinchilla)
Lineage: Eukaryota; Metazoa; Chordata; Mammalia; Rodentia; Chinchillidae
Gene: Angptl6
Product: angiopoietin-like 6
Source: RefSeq, a predicted model, not a curated record
UAAGCCUCGAGGUUGCGGAGCUGCGCUUGGGCGCGCGCGCGCUUCUGGUGCCGGGACUGCGGGAACAACAGAAUAAAAGACUCCCGAGGGCCAGCUGUCCUCCUUGAGGACCCUUUCUGCAGGUGGGCUGAGGGAUGGAAACUCUACAUCACCUCUGGAAACUCUGGGCCGGGCCAGCUCCGCCUCACUUCCCGCUCAGAGGCCCUGUGGGACCCUCGGGCUCUGCCUCGCCGGCUGGAGCCUGCUGUGAACCUCUCGGGAUUUGGGCUCCCGGCCACGAAAGGGUCUUGCUAAAUUUUCCAGGCAGGACUUAAACUUUGGAUCCUGUUCCCGCAGCCUGAGGAGUGGCUGGGAUUCCAGGUGGCCAUGGCGGCGCCCCGGCUGCGCGCCCUACCGCUGUUGCUCCUGCUCUGCGCGUCGUGGGUGCGUGCAGACGCGCCGCGCUGCACCUACACCUUCGUGCUGCCCGCGCAGAAGUUCACGGGCGCCGUGUGCUGGAGCGGGGCCGCACGGCCCGCGCCCGAGGCCGUCAACGCCAGCGAGGUGGCGGCGCUGCGCAUGCGCGUGGGCCGCCACGAGGAGCUGCUGCGCGAACUGCGGAGCCAAAGUCCGGGGCGGAGCCUACAUUGGGGGCGGGGCUCGGGGCGGAGCCUGCCUCCGCGCUGGCGCUGCUCAGCGAGCGCGUGCUGCACGCGGCGGCCGAGGCGCAGCGCGCUGCCGCCCGCUUCCACCAGUUGGACGAGAAGUUCCAGGAGCUGGCGCGGCUCGUGAGCCAUCAGGGCGGCCUCAUCGCCCGCCUGGAGCGCUUGUGUCCCGGGGGCGCGGGCGAGCAGCAGCAGGUCCCGCCCCCGCCCCUGGUGCCUGUGGUUCCCUUGAGUCUGGUGGGCAACGCCAGUAACACCAGGAGCCUGGACCCAGCCCCGGAAUCCCGGAGAGACCAGACGCUCAGACAGCAGGGGCCCCUGGCCUCCCCCUCACCCGCAGGGCGCCCUGCCAGCCCGACCAAGCCAGCAGGCCCGUGGCAGGACUGUGCUGAGGCCCACCAGGCGGGCCACGGGCAAAGCGGGGUGUACGAGCUGCGCCUCGGCCGGCAGGUGGUGUCUGUGUGGUGUGAGCAGCAGCUGGAGGGGGGCGGCUGGACUGUGAUCCAGCGGCGGCAGGACGGCUCUGUCAACUUCUUCACCACCUGGCAGCAGUACAAGGUGGGCUUUGGGCGGCCCGACGGGGAGUACUGGCUGGGCCUCGAACCUGUGCACCAGCUGACCAGCCGCGGGGACCACGAACUGCUGGUGCUGCUGGAGGACUGGGGGGGCCGCGGGGCCCACGCCCACUACGACAGCUUCUCCCUGGAGCCCGAGACCGACCACUACCGCCUACGGCUCGGCCAGUACCACGGGGACGCGGGGGAUUCUCUUUCCUGGCACAACGACAAGCCCUUCAGCACAGUGGAUAGGGACCGAGACUCUUAUUCUGGAAACUGUGCCCUGUACCAGCGUGGGGGGUGGUGGUAUCAUGCCUGUGCCCACUCCAACCUCAACGGGGUCUGGCACCGGGGUGGCCACUACCGAAGCCGCUACCAGGACGGUGUCUACUGGGCCGAGUUCCACGGCGGGGCUUACUCGCUCAAGAAGGCCGCCAUGCUCAUCCGGCCCGUGAGGCUGUGACUCUGUCCCUCUGUCCCCGCGGUCCAGGGUGACCCAGCCACGCCUCCCUUGCGGCUUGGCUUCUGUCCCAGCCUGUCCCACGGCGGUGGAUCUGGUUCCCGGGGCCCCUGAAAGCAGGGCCCAGGAGCCCCCUGCCAAAAUCUCAGGCCCAGACGGCGCCCGCGGGCAUCUCUGUGUGGGGUUGAGCUCAGAGUCGCUAAGAACACAGUACCGCA